Molecule: messenger RNA, 1936 nt
Organism: Elaeis guineensis (African oil palm)
Lineage: Eukaryota; Viridiplantae; Streptophyta; Magnoliopsida; Arecales; Arecaceae
Product: guanine nucleotide-binding protein subunit beta
Biological process (GO): signal transduction
Molecular function (GO): protein binding
Source: RefSeq, a predicted model, not a curated record
UCUCCGACGUCAUCACGCACCGGUCGUCUCUCUCUCUUCUCUCUCUCUCUCCACGUCCCACCUUCCCUUGUCGCUAUCCUUUCUCCCGUGUCCCCUGGUCUCGCCCCACUCGUCUUCGCUCUGAUUCGCCCCCCUCCACUGCGAACCCUAACCCUAGAUCGGUUUCUCCCUCCGUUCUGCUUCGAGACGGGUUCUCGGGGCAGGAAUGGAGGAUUAGGGCUCGGAUCGAGAUCUACGGAGGCCGGUCAUGGCCGGAGAACGCUGAUCUUUUCAAGUAGCGUGUUUGGGGUUGGGGUUUAUAAAUGUCUGUUGCUGAGCUGAAGGAGCGGCAUAUCGCCGCGACGGCGAACGUCAACGCUCUGCGAGAGCGGUUGAAGCAGAGGAGGCAGGAGCUUCUCGACACCGAUGUUGCUGGAUAUGCUAAGAGCCAUGGGAAAACCGCAAUUGGCUUUGGCUCCACGGAUCUGGUUUGCUGUAGGACCUUGCAGGGUCAUACGGGGAAGGUCUAUUCAUUGGAUUGGACUCCUGAAAGGAAUCGGAUAGUUAGCGCUUCUCAAGAUGGGAGAUUAAUUGUAUGGAAUGCCUUAACAAGCCAGAAAACACAUGCCAUAAAGCUUCAUUGUGCAUGGGUCAUGACAUGUGCCUUUGCCCCCAAUGGUCAGUCUGUUGCAUGUGGUGGUCUUGAUAGCGCAUGCUCUAUUUUCAAUCUCAAUUCUCAAGUUGAUAGAGAUGGGAACAUACCAAUAUCAAGAGUACUUACGGGGCACAAGGGCUAUGUAUCAUCAUGUCAGUUUGUUCCAGAUCAGGAAACUCGACUAAUUACCGGCUCAGGUGAUCAGACAUGUGUUUUGUGGGAUGUUACUACUGGUCAGAGGAUUUCUGUCUUUGGAGGUGAAUUUCCAUCAGGACACACAGCUGAUGUAUUCAGUGUCUCAAUCAACUCUUCAAAUUCAAAUAUGUUUGUCUCUGGAUCAUGUGAUGCUACUGCUCGGCUGUGGGAUACUCGAAUUGCUAGUCGAGCAGUUCGAACAUAUCAUGGUCAUGAGGGGGAUGUUAAUGCUGUCAAGUUCUUUCCUGAUGGACAAAGAUUUGGGACUGGCUCUGAUGAUGGCACAUGCCGGUUAUUUGAUAUGAGGACAGGACAUCAACUUCAAAUUUAUAGUCAACAGCUUGACAAUAAUGAUAAUGAGGUUCCCACUGUAACAUCCAUUGCCUUCUCAAUAUCGGGUAGACUCCUCUUUGCUGGAUACUCCAAUGGCAAUUGUUAUGUGUGGGAUACACUGGUAGCUGAGGUAGUCCUGAAUUUGGGAGCUCUACAAAACUCUCAUGAGGGCCGCAUAAGCUGCCUAGGUUUGUCAGCUGAUGGGAGUGCCUUGUGCACGGGAAGCUGGGACAAAAAUCUAAAGAUUUGGGCCUUUGGAGGACACAGGAGGGUGAUCUGAAUAUUUUUGCAUUGGUGUUUGUAAUGGAUUGUCUCAGUUUGGUGCCCAACUUGGACAAUGUUUUGCAAAUAAUGUCUGGCUUGUGUAUAACAUGUUCUGUUGUAUCUCACCCUCUUAAGCUGAAAGUCCUGAUUCCAUGAAGCUCAAGCAUCCUGAAAUAUCAAUUUUUGGAUGGGACACGUGCCAUGAGGUGAAGAAAAGGUCGCAGAAAAACAUAUCAGGACUACGCCUUCGGACAUCUAGAAUUUUUGGUGUCAUUUGUAUUAUCAGAUCCCUGUAACUCCUUUUCUUCAUACUGUGCACAAAAUGUGACGUCUUUUGUUGGUAUUCUUAGACUCUUAGUCUAGAGGAUGUUAUUUAUCCAGCCUGUACUCUCUGAUUGGUAUGUACACCUCCUUGAGUUGUAAUGUUGACUUAAUGUUUCGUUUGUUAUUUGAACUAGGAGAUAAUUUGAACUUUGGUGGGCAAAUGAUAAGUUAACACGUUCCAGGUAA